AAUAACUCGCGUCCUCUGAGCUGUGAACCUGUGAUCCGACCCGACAGACUUGUCCACCAAGCGAAUUCUACGCCGUCACUGCGUCCCCCAAUUCCUCGGAACCGACCGACCAGCCGCGUUCCUUCCAGGAAUGGCUUUGGCGCGCCUCCAAACACGCAGCUAUGAUCCGUGUGGCACGCAGGUUUGGAUCGUGUGGCACACAGCCUCCUGCCCUGCCCCCAGCAUACAGCUUAGGCAGCCCCGCCAAUCGCGGAGCGAACAGGCGCCGAACUUCGAAGUAUUUAAUGUGGCUGCUCCCAACAAGCUGCAUCAUUGAAUUCCACUUCCGAGUAACUUACUCCGCAUAGUGCCUUCUUCUGCUCUCUGACUCUUUGCUUACAACUUGAACUCAGCGCGUCGAUCAGCCAGCCACCGUUUCGGAAUCCGCCCACAUCUUUUAUCCGAAGUUCGGGUCGCAGCGCCGCGUGGACGUUUAGUCUCUCUCCUCGCGACCGCGUGGACGUUUAGUCUCUCUCCUCGCGACCAGACGAUGACAAGCGCAGCAGGAAUAGUCGUCGUGCUCCCGAUCGUCCUGCUCCUUCUCUUGUCAUCAUCACAACCCACAGCCAUCUGCGCAUCCGCCGAAUCCACGACCGAUUUAUCGGAAGCGUUCGCUUCUGGCAUGGCCUCGCCCUUAGAAAAGGAGCUUUCGUCGGCGGGACUGACGGGCUUCGCGAGCCUGCUCAGGCACGCCGGGCUGAUGCCGGAGCUCGAGCUGCGCGCGCGGACCGGCUCCACCAUGACCGUGUUCGCGCCGACCAACGACGCGCUCAUGCGCGCGGACCCCGCGCUCCUCGCGUUCCUCAAGCUUCCGCGCAACGGCGCGCUGCUCCGCGACGUGCUGCUGUUCCACGUGGUCGCGCGGCCGGUCUCCGCGUUCGCCUGGGAGGGCGCGCAAGCGACGCUGCAGGGCGCGCCGAUCGCGCUCCACGUGGACUCGCUCGCGUUCCAGGUGGGCGGAACCACCGUGAAGCAGUACCGCGCGCUCACGCUCUCUCUGGAUCUCCUCGGCGAAGGGCCCCUGUCGGGGGAAGGCGCGGACGCGGAAUUUGCGCAAAGAAGCGGCUUGGAGGUCGGCGGGAGCGGCACGGCGGGCACGGUCGUGGUUCACACCAUCAACGCGCUGCUCGUGCCGCCUUUCCUCGACGAAGCGCUCUCGCUCGCCGCCGGUGAUCUCUCUAUUGUCGCCGCGACGGACAGCAGCGGGCGGUUACUCGCGGAAUUGGAGUCCGCUACCCCCGCGCCCGCGUCAGCUCCGAGCUCGUCGCCCGACCCGCCGCCGGUCCAGCCUUCCCCCCCUCCGCCAGUUGCUCCCUCCCCUCCGCCCCCAAAGAGCGGUGCGCCGGGUGUCUCUGCGCUGAGCUUACGACAGCUGGUUCCUUCUGUGGCGGUCGCUAUCUCCGCCAUCGUUGUGUUGUUGUGAGGGGCAUCGAAGUGAAAUCUAGGGAUGCUGCGGUGAAAUUUAGAAGGCAUAACUUAUACCGUGCAUAAGUAAAGUGCACAAUCUAGUUGUUUAUUAGAUUUAUUGUUCAGCACUUUUAUACCCAGUACGAAGGGUUGUUCUGUCUUUGUACGAGAUAACACAUUUCCAUCCACAACAAAGUGAAAACUUUUGUAGCAGUACGGGCUUGUAGCGGAGAAAGGAUUCUUUAGGGCAUCCGAAGUACGGCGUAAGGUUAUAGGCAUCGCGGAACCGAGAGAUAACUCUAUCCAACCGUCUUGGGACGUCACAAAUUCUUUGCUUCGGACACCCCCUAAGGCAUAGUCAGUCCAGUUGCUGUUCAAGCUGAGUUAGUCCCGCCGAAAGUGACGCUGCGUCAGUCAUCUGUUAGCCGCUUUACCCCCACACGCAGUCGUCAAAAUUUACCGGUACUUUAGUGUUAGGUACUGCUUUUUUGCGCACAGUCCUACUCUCGUCUGGUGCUCGGUUUUCCUACAGGCCGGAUUUUUAACUCCUUUCGCGACGUACUACUGUAGGUGUCCAGAGGGACUGCACGCUUCGUUCGUCCACCGUUUAGCUGAGAAGACGCAGCACUGAUAACAAGGUGGUACUACAGCGCGAACUUCUUCUAGCGAGCGGGAAACCGUUCAACCUGAUUUCCUUCUCCGUGGUUGCGUGCUCCACGAAAGCUUUUUCCAGGGAAGCGUAUUCCGGGGAAGCUUAUUCCAGGGGAAGCAGCAUGGUGUGCGACAAAUGCCAGAAGAAGCUAUCUAAGGUGAUAGUGCCGGACAAGUGGAAGGAAGGUGCAUCCAACACCACAGAGAGCGGAGGGAGGAAGAUCAACGAGAACAAGCUGCUGUCCAAGAAGAAAAGGUACACCCCUUAUUCGUCGUCUGCAUCGUUCAAAUGCAUCAUAUGCAAGCAGCAGCUACACCAGGAGGGAAAAUACUGCCACCUGUGUUCUUAUAAAAAAGGUGUGUGUGCCAUGUGUGGAAAGCAGGUCCUAGAUACCUCCAUGUACAAACAGUCUGCUGUUUGACUGAACAGCCUGUGUGUCACCCAUGCCCAAAACAGCUGUAAAAUUGUAAAUACCGAUAGAUAGAUAAUUUACAUGUUAUGUUGCUCAAACAAAAGAAUGGAGCGUAUAUUG
Closterium sp. NIES-67 is the source of this 2630-nucleotide messenger RNA. The record is from the annotation of a GenBank genome assembly. NCBI's taxonomy places the organism in Eukaryota, Viridiplantae, Streptophyta, Zygnematophyceae, Desmidiales, Closteriaceae.